AUGAGUCUAAUGAGCCGGGCUUCGAUGAAAUCUAUCCGUCUGAUUCAAAUGGCGCAUCAAAACCAAGGUCUCGAGGCAACCGUCCGGAGUUCGUCUCGGUUUUUCUCCACCGAAGCUGACGAGGCAAGCGAGGGUCAGAGGCAGGAUCCAUUUCUUCAAACCCCAUCUUCGGGUUUGGUUUAUGGGAGACUAAGUGGCAUCACAAAGCACACGGCAAAGAGUGAUAUUGUCAAUUUGCUCGAGGGUUGUAACCUGGGUCUGGAUGAUGUCAAAGUUGAAUACAGUCGAAAUUAUAUGCCAACUUCAAUAAUGGUGCAAUUCCCCUCUCGAAAUGCUUAUAAUGCUGCUCUUCGGGCAAUUAGCAGGAAUGGUCGUUUGAUUAGAUUGGAAAGGGCUGACCGAACCCAGUGGGAUAUUACUGCUCCCUUUGAUGGCAAAGCGAUUUUGCUACAAGGAAUUCCUCGCAAUGCAUUACCCGAUGAUAUUGAGCGCUUCCUUACUGGUUGUCAAUAUGAUGCAUCUUCCAUGCAGAUAUUUCUGAGGCAAACAAACCAAGGACCCAUUAGAAUGGCAGUUGUGCACUUCCCGUCCCCAGCUUUAGCUACAUACGCACAAAUUACCAAGAAUAGAGGCUUUUGUCUCAACAGUCAAAUCUCAGCGCAAGUUCUUCAGUAG
Messenger RNA from Fraxinus pennsylvanica, 675 nucleotides. Lineage: Eukaryota; Viridiplantae; Streptophyta; Magnoliopsida; Lamiales; Oleaceae. The record is from the annotation of a GenBank genome assembly.